AUGUCUUGUCAGGCCUUCUGUGGCGACUCCUACCCUCCUCUGUCAGCAGACGUGUCUUCUCUGCCCGUCUUCAUGCAGCACACUUCUGCAAGCCACGACUGCCUGCCAGCCUCCUCACACGCUCACAGCAUGGUGUCGGCAGUAUCUUCUGGGCUGUCCCUCAGUCAGUCUGCCAAACGUCCUCAGAUGCAACUGGCCUCCUCGUCCUUGGCAAACAGUCUAGGCUCCGCCCCCCACAGCCUGCACUACCCCGUCACACCGUGUCACUAUAGCAACCAGCAGACCGCCUACGGUAUCAUGGCAGCUCAGGAGAUGUUGUCAGCAAGUAUUUCCCAGACGUGCAUCCUGCAAACAUGCGGCGUUCCUCCGCCCAACAUGGUGAGCGCUGCCAACCCGCUGCAAGGUUCCCUGACCCCCUGCUUGUACAAGUUCCCAGACCCCGGUCUGAACAGCAGCUCCUGCGCUUUGAGUCACGGUUUCUCCUCGCUGCCCUCUGCCCUCCUGAUGAGUGACGAGGGCCCCGGGCCCCCCAGUGUGUGCGAGAUGAGAGCCAACGCGCAGCGGAAGAGCAUACGGGAGCUGGAGGACACGCCCGCCAUGGACUCCCCGCAGAUCCAGGAGCUGGAGAUGUUUGCCAACGACUUCAAAAUACGCAGGAUCAAACUUGGCUACACUCAGACCAACGUGGGCGAGGCUCUCGCUGCCGUGCACGGCUCGGAGUUCAGCCAGACCACAAUCUGCCGCUUCGAGAACCUGCAGCUGAGCUUCAAGAACGCCUGCAAACUGAAGGCCAUCCUGGCCAAGUGGUUGGACGAAGCCGAGCUGGCUCGCGCCCUGAACAACGACAAGAUUGGACUAAAUGAGCGCAAGAGGAAAAGGAGAACGACGAUCAGCCUGGGCGCUAAGGAGGCCCUGGAGCACAGCUUUGUGGAGAAAAGCAAGCCAUCUUCCCAGGAGAUCGCCCGCAUCGCUAAAGGCCUCCACCUGGAGAAGGAGGUGGUCCGAGUCUGGUUCUGUAACCGGCGCCAGAGGGAGAAGCGAGUCAAAACCAGUCUGAGCUCCUGCUUCGCCAAAAUGAGCUCAAACUGUAUAGCCCACUUGAAUAAAACGCGGCAGUUAACAUAA
Nerophis lumbriciformis (worm pipefish) is the source of this 1125-nucleotide messenger RNA. It is a transcript of the gene pou1f1, whose product is annotated as POU class 1 homeobox 1. NCBI's taxonomy places the organism in Eukaryota, Metazoa, Chordata, Actinopteri, Syngnathiformes, Syngnathidae. Gene Ontology annotation, biological process: regulation of transcription by RNA polymerase II. The record is from RefSeq and is a predicted model, not a curated record. Gene Ontology annotation, molecular function: DNA-binding transcription factor activity, RNA polymerase II-specific; RNA polymerase II cis-regulatory region sequence-specific DNA binding.